Molecule: messenger RNA, 1581 nt
Organism: Westerdykella ornata
Lineage: Eukaryota; Fungi; Ascomycota; Dothideomycetes; Pleosporales; Sporormiaceae
Product: alpha/beta-hydrolase
Exons: 3
Coding region: 1-1581 (526 amino acids)
Source: RefSeq, a predicted model, not a curated record
AUGGUCAACAUCCUCCUUGCGUUUCUCGCACUAUGCGUCCGGCGGCUUAUUGCUGUGGACCCAGUUGUCGAUCUGGGUUAUGCUCAAUAUCGAGGCGUGUAUCAGGGCAAUGGCAGUGUGAUUAGAUGGGCCGGUAUGCGGUAUGCCCGCUCGGUUUCCCGGGUAGAUGGCUUGCGCUUUACUGCACCCCAAGAUCCUCUCCCGGAACGGCCUGGUAUUGUCGUCGACGCCAGUGAGUUCGGAUCUAUCUGCAUCGGAUCGAAAUCGGUGCUCAAGAAUGAAUUCGGAGGGCGUGAAUCUGAAGACUGCCUAUUCGCGAACGUGUUUGCGCCAGCCGAUGCAACAAACACGAGCGCCUUGCCCGUUUACGUUUUCAUCCAAGGGGGUGGUUUCAAUGACAAUGGAAAUGCCGACUACAAUGGUGCCCAACUGAUCGACGCUGCCAAUGGCCAGAUGGUCGUUGUCAAUUUCAACUACCGGGUCGGCCCGUAUGGAUUCCUUGCUAGCAAGGAGAUUGCUGAAGAUAAAGAGUUAAGCUUGAAUAAUGGCCUGAAAGAUCAGCGCCAGCUGUUGAAGUGGGUGAAGACACAUAUCAGCAAGUUUGGAGGCGACCCAAAUCACAUUGUCCUGGGAGGGGCUAGUGCUGGCGGAGGCUCGGUCGUGAUGCAUUUGACUGCCUAUGGUGGUAGAAACGAUGACCUCUUCCACGCUGCCUUUGCUGAAUCUCCAGCCUUCCCACCAAUACGCAACGCCGAGCAGAGCCAGUUUGCGUACGAUGCCCUGCUGCAAGAGACUCAGUGCGCUGAUCUCAAAUGCCUGCGAGAUAUGGAUGCCGUCUCCUUUCAAGCGGCGGUUCGGAGAAUGAAGGUUGCAUUUCCUCGCGGAUCUGCGCCUCCAGUAUACUUUUGGAAUCCCACGCUUGACUAUAACUUUAUCAAAGAUUAUACCUACAACGAGAUAAAAGCGGGCCAUUUGGUUAGAGUCCCCACGAUUUUCGGGGAUACUACCAAUGAGGGAACGGUGUUCACCCCCAAGACCAUCACUUCUCUGCGUCGUGCCGAGCAGUUCAUCACCAGUCAAUUCACCAACAUCAAUCAAAAGGAAAUAGUCCGCUUUCGGAGGGUGUGGCGAGGACCGGUUGACCCCGUCUUCGACAGUCGAUGGCGAAAGAUCGCUUCCGAUAUCUACGGCCACAUCCGUUACACUUGCGGCGCACUGAACAUAUCGGCUGCCUAUGCCGCAGACGGCACUGUACCCAUUCGGGCGUAUCGAUGGAACGUCGGAACCGCUGUACACGUGUCCGAGCUCCCUGCCAUUUGGAGCAAAGGUUCUACUGCUGCGGGCCGUUUUAUGCAAGGCUAUCUCGCUUCGUUCGUGAGAAGCUACGAUCCGAACAAAUACCCCGUCGAGUUCCGAGUCUCCGGUAACAAGACGCUCGUCUCGCCAAAGUGGGCCACCUUUGGCAACGGCCAGAGGAUGGUCUUCAACAGUGGCGAUGAGGUGGAGAUGGCAGAGCUCUCGCGUGGAGAACGGGCCCAGUGCGAAGUCAUUACUGGAAUGGGAAUCCAGCUCGAGCAGUGA